GAAAUUUUUCUGGCUCUGCUAUAUCAGAAUUUGCAAAAGUCGUGAAUUCUUCAAAGAAGUUUAGAUGGUUUAACUCUUCUAACAAUUCAAAUGUUGUUAUACAUCCAUUAGACAAGUUUAUUCUUAAAUUUUCAAUAUAUGAACUCUCUGUUAUAGAUUGUUCUUUUGAAGAGUUCCAGGAAAAAAACACUUUUAAGAAUGCAUGA
Racocetra fulgida is the source of this 206-nucleotide messenger RNA. Lineage: Eukaryota; Fungi; Glomeromycota; Glomeromycetes; Diversisporales; Gigasporaceae. The record is from the annotation of a GenBank genome assembly.